AUGGCGUCCGCAACGAGCUUCUACGAUUUCGAGCCCGCCGAUAAAAAAGGCACUCCCUACCCCCUCACCUCGCAAAAAGGCAAAGUCGUGCUUGUCGUGAACACAGCCUCGAAAUGCGGCUUCACACCCCAAUUCGAAGGCCUCGAGAAGCUAUAUCAGACCCUGAAAGCCAAGUACCCAGACGACUUCACCGUGCUCGGCUUCCCGUGCAACCAGUUCGGCAGCCAAGACCCAGGCUCCAACGACGAGAUCCAGUCCUUCUGCCAGGUGAACUACGGAGUCACCUUCCCCGUGCUGGGUAAGCUCGACGUCAACGGCGACUCGGCGGCGCCGAUGUGGAAAUGGAUGAAGGAGCAGAAGCCCGGCGUGAUGGGAUAUAAGCCUGUGAAAUGGAAUUUUGAAAAGUUCUUGAUUUCGGCGGACGGGAAGGUUGUGGCGCGCUGGGCGUCGCUUACGAAGCCUGAGUCUCUGCAGAAUGCUAUUGUUAAGGAGAUUGAAAAGGCGAGGAAGGAGGGGACACUGGCUUCGGCGCAGAAGGGGGCUGAGGCGGCCAAGCUGUCGUGA
Molecule: messenger RNA, 564 nt
Organism: Penicillium lagena
Lineage: Eukaryota; Fungi; Ascomycota; Eurotiomycetes; Eurotiales; Aspergillaceae
Product: glutathione peroxidase
Exons: 2
Coding region: 1-564 (187 amino acids)
Biological process (GO): response to oxidative stress
Molecular function (GO): glutathione peroxidase activity
Source: RefSeq, a predicted model, not a curated record